Strongylocentrotus purpuratus (purple sea urchin) is the source of this 5377-nucleotide messenger RNA. RefSeq lists its product as uncharacterized. The record is from RefSeq and is a predicted model, not a curated record. Gene Ontology annotation, biological process: negative regulation of hippo signaling; cytoskeleton organization; response to hypoxia. Gene Ontology annotation, cellular component: P-body; adherens junction; nucleus. Bases 228 to 3161 code for a protein of 977 amino acids. Gene Ontology annotation, molecular function: transcription corepressor activity. Lineage: Eukaryota; Metazoa; Echinodermata; Echinoidea; Camarodonta; Strongylocentrotidae. The transcript has 8 exons.
AAUAAGAUUAUUUCCUCUUGUUUUUAAUAUCCUUCCGCCCACGCGGGCAUGUUGAUGAUGUGAGCGGACAUCAUCGCGGCGAUGCGAACAGGUGUAUUUUUGGAGUAUGAAUUGAAUCUCCGGCCGUGUGUAGGGAUCCGAGCUGCGCUUGCAUGCAGUCGAUAUGAGUGCAUAUUAGGCAAUUGUACACCCGGAGCUUAGGCGAUUGGUUCUCUCUCAACGCUAAUAUGAUCAUGGAAUCGUUAAAUAAUUACGAGGGACGAAAUGAUCAUUUCCGUGAAGAAGCGAGAUAUUUGAUACGAGAUCUUCACUUGAACAAUUCUAACGGUCAAUCAAGAACUGAUAAUCAUGGAAGGAGAGAAAAACAGUCUCAACAACGGACAUUUGACAAUAAUUUGCAUGUUCAUCGCCAAAAACAAGAUGUAGAUUUGAUUGCAUCUUCAUCAAAUGAUGCUGGAGAUCGCAGACAACAUCAUCAACAUCGAGGAGGAAUGGGGCAGCCUGUAGGAGCUGAGCUAGGAUUAUUGGGAGCUGGGGAUUACGAGCUCAUGGAUGGUAAUUCGGGUUUGUUGGAACAUACGAGUGGACCUGGUCCCGACAUGGUCAGUGGUCAUCGUGCGUCGACGGGUACUGGCCAGCCCCCGCCGGGAAAUAUGGCGGCCUCCAGUCGAGUGGUUUCAAACGACUGGAAUCGCAAUGGUCAUUCAUCGGUCGGACAAUUUGAUCGGCAUAACUGGGACUCGCCACCACCUGGAUUGAAAUCAGACAAGAAAUCCAUGUAUGUGACAGGAUAUUCUGCCAACCUCAAGUCUAGUUACCCGCCACAAUCUCAAGGAUCCAAAUAUGGAAUGUCGAGGUCAAACUCAGCGGCCAAUGCGAACGAGCGACUUGCAAGCGGUGAAAUAUCUCCGACAUUAGUCACGGAGUCUCAUACAAAAAACCGUGGUUUACGGCCAAACGAAAGGAACUCGGCGAUAUCUGCAUUUGACCCUUCACCUUCGCAGUCGAAUUCAUGCGGAAGGGAGUCGUAUGACAGAUCUGUUAUUUCCAGAAAUUCGUCACAAACAAGGUCUGAAGCGCGAUCGACUUGGAUUACCGACGAUUUGUGUCCCCCGCGUUCGGUAGCACAAACUCGAGAUUACAACGCGGGAGGCUACGGCGGUGUAGUCUCACAGACUUCGCAUGUAUCGGGUACCUCUCUCCAUAGGAAUGAUCAGACCGUCGUAAGCGAUGCUGCUCUUGAUGACAGACGGCGUGAUUUCCACCAUCAGCGUGAUUCAUUUUCAACUGCCCACCACCAGCGGGAAGCCUCAUAUUCCAACAUCAACAACGGCCAACGAUCUGGAAGUGUUUCUUCAGGGCAUGCACGAGGUUCUCCUGCCGGAUCCCAACGAUCAUCAAUAGCUAGCAACAGCUCCGGAGACACUUCCUCUUCUCAUAGCAACAGGAGCCAAGGAGGAGGUGUGGGUCCAGAAAGGAGAACAUCCUUUAGGUCGCAAGGAGCGCAACAUCCCAGCGAGAGAAACCACAGCGUACCUCCAGACAUCUACCCCUCCCAUCAGCAUACCAAUUCCUUCCUACCGGCACCGAAAAUCCGCUCAAACUCUCACGACCAUCCUUACCCAGCGCAACAUUCCACGGACUACCAGGAUCUAUGGUCUGCGCAGUCCCAAGGAGAAACUGAACAGGGUGAUAUGUCCCAGGCUAGGAGACCACAGUCUUCCAGUAAUAUUGCAAGUGGUAAAAUAAGUAGUGAAAGAAACAUGCCUCUUCCAGAAGGCAACUCAGGUGCGAGAGUCGCCGACAGGGCGGCAAUGUACACAACCCCAGCGACGCCAAUAAAUGCUUCCAACUCGAAACAAUCUCAAGCCAGUGUAAGACCAAAAACUGGCUCCGGACAUUCACAAGGGGGUGUGCCAAUGAAUUCGAACAAGUCCACAAACCCCCUUUUACGAUACGAGGUUGUUCAAAAGAAAUCAAAUGGACCUUCUGAAGCCGAGAGAAAAUUGGAGGAACUUACGCAGCAAUUAGAAAAAGAACUGGAAGAAAACCCAGAGGGAGAAGAAUUUGGGUACUGUGUGAAGUGUGGAGAGAAGGUGACAGGUGCAGGCCAGGCAUGCCAAGCUAUGGGCAACCUCUACCACACAACCUGCUUCACAUGCUGCUCCUGUGGCCGCACAUUGCGAGGAAAAGCAUUUUACAAUGUUCAUGGGAAAGUAUACUGCGAGGAAGAUUACUUGUAUUCUGGAUUCCAACUGACGGCUGAGAAAUGUGCUGUAUGUGGUCACCUGAUCAUGGACACUAUUCUUCAAGCGAUGGGCAAGUCCUAUCAUCCAGGCUGCUUCAGGUGUGUAGUCUGCAACCAAUGCCUUGAUGGCGUCCCCUUUACCAUCGAUGUGGAUCAGAAGAUAUACUGCGUCAAAGACUAUCACAAGACAUAUGCUCCAAAGUGUGCUGCGUGUAUCGAGCCCAUAACACCGGGCACAAUGGAAACCGUGAGAGUCGUGUCCAUGGAUAAAGACUUCCACGUUGAAUGCUACCGCUGUCAUGACUGUAACCUUCAGUUGUCUGAUGAUGACGGCCAUCGCUGCUACCCACUCACCGAUAAACUCCUCUGCUACAAUUGCCACAUAGCCAGGAUAGCCCCCAGCUCUGAUCUUAGCCCCGGUCUGAGCUACGCCGGUUCCGGCCCCCUGUCAGAGGAGGACUCCACCGCCGUCUACUCCCCUCAGAUCUCCCCCAGCACCACCUACCCGGUAGUCAGCCCCCCUACCUCCCCACCGUCGGCCUCGCCUCACCACGCCCGGGAAGCCUCCUUCUCAGGCAGAGCAACCUAUGACCCCUCCGUCAAGUCGGGGUCGCUCCCGUCGGAACCACCGCAGUACACACCCGCUCCUUACAGUGGCGGCAGCAGCAGCACCGGAGGUCAAGUCUACCGUGCCUCUCCACCACCACCAUCAGACCCCCCUCCUUACUCCCCUCAUGACCCCCUCAAAGCCAGUAACCCACCUCAACCUCAGAAGACGAACACUGGACACUACUCGUACGGUAGCAGACCGGGCCCACAGGUUAGACGCAACGGCCGUCAUGAUAGCGGUUCACGAGAACAAGAGUCUGUAAAUGAUACUUCACUAGGUGGCUACCGAGUGACCGACCUGUAAUGUAGCAUAGCAAUCCAUAUUCCAAUCCUCCAUAAUAAUGUGUAGUAUUGGUCUGAAACACCCAUUUGCAAGAGAGACUGAACUAUGAAAACAUUUUAUAUCAUUGAAACAGUAUUAAAUUAUUUUGUCAGAUCUCAAACGAAGGUUCUCUAGUGAUGAUAUAGUAUUUUAAAUGUUCGUUAUAAGCUUCCAUAACAUCAAGUUGAAUCUAUACUAUUUGUUGAAAAUUAGGCUAAGAAGUGCUUAUUAACUUUAUAUUAAGUUUAGAUUAUGAACAAAAUUAUGCUAUAUAAACUUGGUAGGCUAUGAGCUUUAUUUACAGUGCUUUACAAGGCAGGUGAUAUAGAAAAAUGAUUUACUUCUUUACUACCAGUAUGCCAUUGUCAGCAAGUUUUUAACACAAGAUAUUGGUGUCUGAUUGGUUUAGAUAAAGGUGUCUUAUAAAUUAAGUGCGUGAAUGUGACUAGAUGGAAAUCAAACGUCAGUUUUAUUAUCCCACCUCUUACAGCUAUGUCUCCUAUGCAAUGGUGAUGAUUAUUUUUAUUCAUCUGCCUGAAGGAAGCUAACUACUUCUAUCUAUAAGAGGCUUAUCUUUAGCUUCUUUCUUUGGGAAGAUUUUCAUUCAUAUAGCAUAGUCGUCAUUGCCUAUUUUUAACAUUGUCGUUCAAACCCAAUUGAGCUUAGUUAAUAGUGUUUGUCUGCGUUUUUAUGAAUCAUCAAAUAUAUGUACACUGUCUGUAUAACAAUUCAUACAUUUUUGUUUCCAGCUAAACACGCAUUUGACAGUAAUGUUUUGUGUACUCGCAUUUCCUUUUAAUACAUUUUGGAUAGUUGUAAUGAAGCUAAUUUCAUUAAAACACAGGUAUGUCGGUUCAACAAGCAAGCAUUGAAAAUGUGUUUUCAAUAAUCAUAUGCUGUAUGUUUGAAUUACACUGAACAGAACUGGAGGUUGAAACUACACGAGUGUGUACAGACCAACGUUAUUAGGUAAUUCGGGUAGAAUGCAAAACCAAAACAUAAUUCUUAAGAUUACUUUGACUGAAGAUUGACCGAGCGGGUGAUUUUAAAUUGAUUUGUAAUUUCCUAAAAACAGGAGAUGGAAGGGAACAAUGCAAAUAUAUCUGGUGUGUCUUCUGUACCACAAAAACCAGCAAAUUUAAUAUUAAGAGUAUUAUAUGCUGCCAUACUUUGUAAAAUAAUGAGUGGCAACUGCUACUUUUUUAAUGACCAGUAUUAAUAAAUGCUUUUCUGCCUUUAGUACAGGAUAAAAACCCUUGAUUAAGUGGGUUGAGUUAUCGUGAGUCUGCUAGUUCAUGGAGCGUGAAGAGUCAACCUCCCGUGAUCUUCUCAUUUAUCUUACAAUUUCCAUCGUCACAUCACAUUGAUUUCUCAUUUUGAUUUUGUCAAAGUAAGAGAAGAUUAGACAGGUUGACUCUUUGCUCUCCUCGAAUCGAUGGACUUGGUUAAACCAGAUUUAACUGCAGUUGAAUAUGAAGAAUAUUGAAUAGUGGCUAAUAACAGUGUCUUCCAAACAAAUGUGAAAUAUUUUCUUGCAUAGUAUAGAAAGAAAUGAGCUCUCUAGAUUUGCUAGUGGAAUAUAUAUGAAAUUUAUAAAAGAAUAUACUUUUAUUGAAGUAAGAAAGAGUGGAUUUUUCUUUUUUUUUAGUCUGCCAUGAGAUGAUAUCUUUAAAAAGCACUAGUUAUGCAAGGGACCGGUCGAGAGGCCAUUUCAGAAGAAAUCUGCUUCUGUGUAUGACGAUUAUUGUAAGGUGCUUGAUAUGAGAUGUAGAAACUAAAUAUUUUUAUUCGUCUUCCAUUAUAUUUGCUGAUAAUUAUAUGGAUGGGUAAAUCUAAAAAUUGAGCUCUUUAGUCAACAUAUUAGAUCAAAUGAAACUGUUUAACCAUUAUACAAAGUAUAUGUUUCAUUAUUUUCAAAAGGCAGAAGUUGGCUUGAAAAUAGUGAUUUUUUUUUCUACAAAUUAUUUUUAUUUAUCGAUUGAUUUUUUUUGUCUGUCCAUGUGAUGUGAUCUAUUUUAACUUUAAUAUCUUUGACAAAUUUCUUAAAUAAUAACUUACGCAAAACCAAUCCAAAUCAUUAUGGACUGCCAGCCUGCCAGGUAAUGCAAGGAAAAGGAAUUCUUUCAAAGAAAAUGUGGAGAAAGUUAUUUAGAAUUAUCAAGGAAGGUAAUUAUCCACCGGUUUUCACUCAAACAAAU